This is a messenger RNA of Poeciliopsis prolifica (blackstripe livebearer), 7314 nucleotides long. RefSeq names its product early endosome antigen 1 (gene eea1). Gene Ontology annotation, biological process: endocytosis. Gene Ontology annotation, cellular component: early endosome. The coding region runs from base 138 to 4340 and encodes 1400 amino acids. The transcript has 30 exons. Lineage: Eukaryota; Metazoa; Chordata; Actinopteri; Cyprinodontiformes; Poeciliidae. The record is from RefSeq and is a predicted model, not a curated record. Gene Ontology annotation, molecular function: 1-phosphatidylinositol binding; metal ion binding.
GUGAACCAUCCCCUCCACGACCCGCCCAUCCGCCGCUUCUCCCUCAGCCUGGUCAGGUGUUCGUUUGUUUCCACACGAAAACUUUGCAUUUUGGUAAACUGAUCAGCUUCUGUGUCGUGACAAACCCAAUCCAGGACAUGUUGAGACGGAUACUUCAAAUGACUCCUGGGAAGGGAGGCUCCCAGAAUGCAGAGUCGGAGAAGCCCACCACUGACCUGAACCACGACCAGACGUCUGAGGGCUUCAUCUGUCCUCAGUGCAUGAAGUCUCACAACUCUGCAGACGAACUCUUCAAACACUAUGAGCUGUUCCACGACACUGGAGACCUCCCUGCUCAUGUGGCUCCCACGCGUGAAGACCUCACCAUGUUGCGGCAGGAGGUUCAGGAUCUCCACGCUUCUCUCAAGGAGGAGAGAUGGUUCUCUGGAGAACUAAAGAAAGAAUUGGACAAAGUUCAAGGACAACUGAAGCAAAACGAUGGGCCGAUAAGCGCCGAGGAUUCAGCCCUCGAAAGAAAGUUAGUGGAAGCAGAGACGGAGAAGUUCAACAUUAAGCAGAUGAAAGAUCUGUUUGAGCAGAAGGCGGCGCAGCUGGCCACGGAGAUAGUAGACCUGAAGUCUCGUUAUGACGAGGAGAAAAGCCUGCGGGAGGCUGCCGAUCAGAGGGUUUCCAGUUUGAGCGAACAGCUGCAGAGGGAGAACCAGGAGAACGAGAGACUCCAAACAGAAUUGCUGCAGCGGCCGGGAGUGGAGGACGUGGAGGUUCUUCAGAAGGAGCUGGUCCAGGUGCAGACGCUUAUGGACAGCAUGACCCGUGAGCGGGAGGAAGAGUCUGAGCGCCUCAAAAGCCACUACACAGAGCUGCAGGCUAACUACACUACCUCAGAGAUUCAAAAACUGGAGGUGACCAUAUCCCAACUAAAAGCCGAGCUGGAGAAGGGUCCACAGGAAGCUGCUGUCUACACGCAACAAAUCCACGAGCUGCAGGGAAAUCUCAAUAAUUUGCAGCAACAAUGUCAGAGUCUCUCUGAGAAACUUGUGCGUAAGGAGAAGGAGCUUCAAGAAGCGGCGGAUGCUCUGGGAGCCGAGAAAGCCGCCAAGAAGGGCGUCCAGGACAGCCUGAGGGAGCGGGACUCUGAGGUCCAGGAGCUCCAGGCUCGAGCCGCUGGGGCCGAAGCGUCCCUUCAGAAGGCCCAGGCUGAGCUGGCGGAGAGGGCCGAGGAGGCGGCCAAGCUCAGGAGCGAGAUAGUAGAGCUGGAGGUGAAACACGCAGAGCUGAAGGUGGAGAGGAAGCAGCUGGAGCAUCAGAAGGAGGAAAAAGAAAGCCAAGGUGCCCAGCAGCAGACAGAGAUCAGCCAGCUGCAUGCCAAACUGCUGGAGGCCGAACGGCAGGUAGGCGAGCUGCAGGGCCGUCUGAAGGAGCAGAGGCAGCUGUCUGGAGAGAAACUGAAGGACAGAGAGCAGCAAGCGGCCGACCUCCAGUUCAAACUCUCCCGAACUGAAGAACAGCUGAAGGAGAGCUGCAGUAAGAACUCGGACCUGCAGCACCAGCUGGAGAAAGCCAAGCAGCAGCACCAAGAGCUUCAGGCGCUGCAGCAAAACACCAAUGGCAAACUGCGGGAGGCACAGAAUGACUUGGAGCAGGUGCUGCGUCAGAUCGGAGACAAAGACCAGAAGAUCCAGAACCUGGAGGCUCUGCUCCAGAAGAGCAAAGACACUGUGAGCCAGCUGGAAGCGGAGAGAGAUGAUCUGUGUGCCAAAAUCCAGGCUGGGGAGGGAGAGACGGCGCUCCUCAACCAGCUGAAAGAGAAGAACCACGCACUGCAUGAACAGGUUGUGCAGUUGACGGACAAGCUGAAGAACCAAUCGGAGAGCAACAAGCAGGCCCAGGACAACCUUCACAAGCAGGUCCAGGAGCAGAAGACUCAGCUGCGUUCAGCCCAGGACCGAGCGCAGACCCUGGAGACGUCCGUCACCGAGCUCACUGCCCAGCUCACCGACAGCAAGGAGAAAGUAUCCCAGCUGGACGCUCAGCUGAAGGCCAAAACAGAGCUGCUUCUGUCUGCAGAGGCGGCCAAGGCUGCACAGAAGGCCAACCUGGAGAACAGCCUGGAGGCGUCUCAGCAUGCUCUGCAGGACAAACAGCAGGAGCUGAGCGAAGCUCAGAAGAGGCUGGAGGAUCAGGCCCAGAGGCUCAGAGACAGACAGGAGCAGAGUGCCCAGCUGGAGAGCAGCCUGAAGGAAUGUAAAGACAAACUACUGGCCUCAGAGCAGCGGGUGGAGCAGCUGGAAGGGCUCAGCAAGAAACUGGAGUCUCAGGCGGCGGAGGUGCAGACCGCGAGAGAUCAGCUCCAGCUGGAGGUGCAGAAGUUGCAGAAGGAAAGUUCAGAGGUGAAACGGAGAGCGAAGGAGCUGCAGCGCUCCCUGGAAACAGAAAAGGAAGGAACAAAGAGUCUGCACGAGGAGCUGCAGAAAAAGGCUGCAGCUGCGAGUGGCGUGCAGCAGCAGCUGGAGCGCUGUGAGCAGGAAAUGGCGGCUCUGAAGGUGAACCUGGACAAGGUGACCCAGGAGGGACAGAGUCAGCAAGUGGAGCUGAGCAAGAAGGCUCAGAGUCUGGCUGCGGAGCUGCAGAAGGUCCAGCAGGAGAAGGAGGCGCAGAGGAAGGAGCUUGGAGCGAUUCAGGAGAGCCUGCAGAAGGCCAACAAGGCUCUGAAGGAGAGUCAGAAUCAGCUGGAGGCCGACAGGAAGAACCAUAAAUCAGCCAUGGAGGACAAGGACAAGUCUAUUGAAAAGACAAGAAAGGAGCUUUUGAAAACCAACGAGGCCAUCACUAAGAAAAUGAACGAAUCGAAGGAGCAGCUGGAGCAAACGAGAGAGGCAGAGAAAGCGUUGCAGGCGCAGCUCACGUCAUUUGAGCAGCAGCACUCAAAGACUCAGGGGACGCUGAAGGCAAAGGAGGAAGAGUUGAAGAAUUUGCAGGAUCAGCUGAAGACAGUUCGGGGAUCCAUGGAGGAGGAGGCGAAGAGGCUGAGCGGACAAGUGGCUGAGCUGCAGGGAGCGGCUGUCAAGACGGCGGAGGAGGAGAGGAAACUGGCAGCUCGGGUGUCGGAGCUCAGCCAGGAGCUGACUGCUGAGAGGAGCCGGGCGGCGGAGCUGCAGCAGUCCCUGCAGCAAAGCCAGGAAAACCUCUCAAAGCUUCAGUCCGACUUUUACGGCAAAGACUCUGAGGUUUCCUCUCUGCGUCAAGACCUCAAGAGCUCAGAGGAGAAGCUGAGUAUGGCGCAGGAGGAGCUGGCCGCCAAUCGGACGCAUCAGUCGGCUUUAGAGGCUCAGAUCCAGGAACUGAAGGCGGCCCGGUCCGCUCUGGAGCAAGAACUCUCCAAAUGCCACCAGACGCUCCAGCAGCAGGAGCAAACCCUGAAGGAGCUGCAAAAGCAAGAGGGUCAAGUUAAAGAGGAACUGCAGAAGGAGAGAAGCAAGGCGGAGGAGCUGAGCAAAGCCAAGAGCGCACUGGAAAAGAACAGCAGCAAGCUGACCUCUGACCUGAAAACGCUGGCGGAGAAAAGUGAGAAGGAAGUAGGAGAGUUGCAGGAAGCCAAGCAGCUGCUGAUCCAGCAGAAACUGGAGCUGCAGGGUCAAGUGGAGGCCAUGCAGGGGGCGCUCAAGGAGGAGCAGAAGGAGCACCAGGUCACCAAGGACAACAGGAGCAAGCGAGAGGAGCAGCUCCUCGUCCAGACAAAGGAAGUCCAGGAGCAACUCGCGGCGGAGAGGAGAGCCAGAGAGGAGCAGGUGAAGCGCGGGGAGGAGGCCGAAGCUAAGCUGAGCAUGCAGGUCACGGCCCUGAAUGAAAACGUGGCCACACUGAAGAGGGAGUGGCAGAGCAGCCAGCGGAGAGUCGGCGAGCUGGAGAAGCAGACGGACGAGCUGAGAGGAGAAAUCGCUGUGCUGGAGGCUACAGUCCAGAACAACCAGGACGAACGGCGCGCUCUUCUGGAGAGGUGCGUCGCAGGUGAAGGCGAGAUCGAGAAGCUCCAGGCCAAAGUGGUGGAGCUCCGGAGGAAGCUGGACGACACCACGGCGGCCAUGCAGGAGCUCGGCAGAGAGAACCAGUCGCUCCAGAUCAAACAGUCGCAGAGUCUGACCAGAAAGUGGGCGGAGGACCAUGAAGUCCAGAACUGCAUGGCUUGUGGGAAAGGCUUCACCGUCACGGUCAGGAAGCACCACUGUCGACACUGCGGGAACAUCUUCUGCGGCGAGUGUUCGGCGAGGAACGCCCUCACGCCGUCCUCCAAGAAGCCCGUUCGGGUUUGCGAGACGUGCUUUGAGGAGCUCCAGGGCUGAUCUUCAGUGUUCUCCUGCCCCUCAGCUCCCUCCCUUUAACCCUUUAUAUUCCAGCGGGCAGAAGAAGGCUCGUCUUUGUCAUUUUUAAUGUGCACUAAUGAAAGACCGCCCCAGCGCAAAAAAGACUCCCAUUUGCAUUGGCCGUCUGUCCGUGGUGCGGAGGAGACGCAGCGGAGAUGCAGUGGGAUCAGCUGGGACCGUCCGUAUCUGUUUUUGUGCCUUUUGCUCCUCCUGUGGACUGCCAGAGAGCGGAGGCGGUGGAUCCGCGCUCACCUCUUUUAAGUUCGUAUUCAGGCCUCCAUCGGCGUUCGGCAUCGUCAGCAGUUGUGAGGUGGCUGCUUUGAUCUUUGCUCAUGUCUGCUAGUGUCACACUGCACCGGGGAAUGAACCGACUCGGCGCAGUGCCGCUCUGCCAUACAAAGAUAAAUGCAAGUAACUUAUUAUUCGCUUGUAAUUAUACACGUCUACUAUAGAACUCUUGAAUUCAUGCGUUUGAAGUGAGAAAGCACUACCUAUAAAAGUAUAAUAAAAAAAAAAAAAAUCCUGUUAACCAAAAAUACAACCAUAUUUAGGUUCUGAAAACUGCAGAAAAAACUGGACUGGUCUGUCUUUUCUAGGCCAAUAACUAUCUCCACUUCUGAUAGACAUUUUUUCCAUAAGGACAAACAAUAAUAGAAGAAACGAAUCCUGCAGCUACUUUGGUACCAGUAGAGGCAAUGAAUCCUAUGGAAAGUGAAGAAAUUCCAAAAAAUAAUGGAUCAAUCCAAACGUCUCAAACUUAUGUUUGGUGCAGUAAAGCACGUAAAUGCAUGUAUUGACCAAAAAUAGUGUUCGUUUUUAGUAGAAUGAGAGCUUUCUUUUUUUCUGGUUUCACCUGCAGAUCACACCCAUUAAAUAAUCACAGCAAUUAAUUUGUCACCUUAAAGCAGUGCUACUCAAUUCCAGUCCUCAGGCCCCCAGCUCUGCAUGUUUUAGAUGUGUUCUUAGGGAACAGCUGAUCCAUGUGGUUGCAUGACCACAGAUUCAAUCCAGGUGUGGCAGAAGGGAAACGCCUAAAACAUGCAGGUCAGGGAGGCCUGAGAACCCGAAUUAAGAAAUACUGCCUUAAAGUCAUAAAGCUACGUUUUCACUUAACUAAAGAUUAAUUCCAGGUUCUAAAAAUUGCAUUUGUUUUUCAGUUUAUCCUAUUAACUCCAGUUUUGAUUCCAUUUAUUAUUUUGGUCCUGAAGAUUAAAACACAUAAAAACUGAAAAUGUUCUGGAUUUUCUUACAGCCGGUGCAGGAGUUAAUCUUUGAAGCAUAUUUUGGUCCACUUUGUUGAUGUCCUUAUGAAAACGGAGAGAGUUAUUAAUUUUGGCGAACUCAAAAGACAAAAAGAAAAAAAUCUCAUUUUCUUUGUGUUUGACUUUCUAUUGGCUGAUUCUCAUCUCUCGCCAACGGAUUGGUGCAUCUCUGCUAAGAGAGUAAAAGCAGAAAUGGCUAAACAUUUGUUGGAAUCAGCUGAAGUAUUUACUUUCUAUAUGUAAAUUUCAUUAAAUAGACACUCAAAUUAGACCUUUUUAAAUUGUCAAACAUUUACAGUGUUUAUCUUUUUCAUGAUUUCUUCAAAGAUCAGUCAUCUUGUCCAGAACCUGUCAUGUUAGUUACUUCCUGUUCUCUUUGUAUGGCAGCAUGUUUCCUAAGCUGCAGAAAUGUAUGUAUUGAGUCCAUUUCAUGACCAAAGAAUGUCUGCAGCAGAGUUUGUAAUGUGUCAGUAUUUGCCUGAAAGCGUUUGUGACAUUUUUUAUUGUGAGUCUUUUUGUUGCUUUGUCACUUGAGUGCGUGUGUGUUUAUUAACUUCAGGUUGUGGUGAUGCAGUAACUGAAGGUGCCUCCAUGUUUUAAUUUGGUCUUUUCUGCAGUCCAACAGCACUGAUUGUGUUUGAGUGUGUGCGCUCUGCUUUGAAGCAAUAACUGUACUGGUGUGUGUGUGUGUGUGUGUGUGUGUGUGUGUGUGUGUGUGCGUGUGUGUGUUCACGAUCAUGCCUGCUGCAUGAAUCCUAGCUGCUCAGAAGCUCAGCAUCUCUGACUCGAGGUUCAGGAUCUGCUGCCUUCAGGUACAGCAGUUACUGUCGCUUCUCUGUCCAGCUCAGAACACUGUAAAGCUAAAUUCCUGCUAUUUUAAUUUAUAAUUGCUUGUGGGAUCUAUUGUACUUUUUUUUUUGUUUUUUGACUGGAGCAGGUGGAAACACUGUAAACAGAUUAUGCACAGUAUUCUGCAGCAAGCAGCUUGUUUUAGCUCUUUUUGCCUGAAUGAUCAUCUGACACGAAUGUCCAUUUCACCUUCUGACAAAUGUUUUUAUUAUGUCAAAUUGGUUUCAUGCCUCCCUCACCUCGACUGAGGAAAAAGCACUAUUUCUAGGCAUUGGACAUCACAAAUGUAUUACUACUUGUAUCCGAGUGAGGAUUUACGACUGGUGAGAGGUUUUGCACCUUACCCUACUCCUGGCCCAUCUUUGCGAGGCUGCAAACAUUAGACAACCAACUUUAUUCAGGCUUCAGUAUCUCCUGCUUGUUAUUCACUAAUGCUGUCAUAGUUAUCUUUGUAAAUGUUCGUAAUGAGAGAGGUGAAUUACUUACGUGUGGCCGUAGACAUGUGCUGUAAAACAGUUUGGAUUCAUCAGUGUCUCACUCAUUUUUACAAAGCGAUACCACAGACUUGCUUCAGACACUUUACUGGCUUCACGUGUUGCUGUCGGUUAUCGUGCAUGACGGCUUUACUUUUCAGUUUAGUGGAUGUAGCUGGUGGUUGCGAAGGUGUGCCUGAGGCCAGGUUCCUCUGCUGCUUGCUGAGAUCUUGUACAGUCUGGGUGGCUUCGUUUGACCUGCCUGGAGGGAUGAGGUGGUGUAUUCUGUGUUCACAUGCGCCAUGUUGAUUUUCUUUUUCAUUGUCAUGACAAGUGUAAAUAAAAACCUGCGGUAUGUUUCUAAAGGUC